CCCCAAUCCUGUAGCCUCUUACGUUCCGCCCUUCUUGGUCUCCCUCUUCUUCAUUCGCGCCUCUCAUUCUGCUGCCUUCUUCUGCAAUGGCACCAACACCCAACUCGGAGCAGAGUUUUCGGGCGAACCUCUCCCAGUUCCGCUGGGCUAGGGGCGCGACCGAUGACUCGCAACAGGCACAGACGCCCAUGCCAUCAUCAAACCCGUUCUCGCGCUUCUACAGCGCCGUAGCGGGAGACUACAUACCUUUGCGUUCCGGCGAGCGUUCGAACGAGGAGGAGGCCUGGUUCGCGCUGUCGCGGUGGGAGAGGUUGUUGGGCUUCGGUGGAUGCCUGCUCGGUGCCGCUGUAUGCUUCUUCGUGUCCUUUUUGGUGCUGCCAACUAUUGCGUUUCGACCAUCGAAGUUUGCGCUCGCGUUCAGCCUUGGGAGCUUGCUUGUUAUGUUCGGGUUCUCCGUGUUGAUUGGGCCAAUAAACCACCUCAAGCAUCUUGUAUCCAAGGAACGACUACCCUUUUCUUGCACAUAUUUUGCAAGCCUGGGGCUCACCUUGUACUUCUCGCUUGGGGCUCGCUCGUAUUUCGGCGCUCUGAUUUGUGCGAUCGUUCAAAUCGUCGCUCUUGUAACCUAUGUCCUCGCUUAUUUCCCAGGUGGCGUGCAAACCCUUCGCUUCGGGGGUCAAGUCGCUCUGCGUGGUGCAGGGAGCCUCCUCCCUUUCUAGUCUUCUUAUCCCUUUUGUAAUAGCAUCUUUGCUCUCUUAUUUAUCAUUGUUACGGAGCUUGAAGCAUUGACGGCAGAUUGACUAUUUCAUAUUUGGAAGAUGCGAAGAUGUGAUGUAUACCAAUACAUUUCUACUGCGG
Messenger RNA from Coniophora puteana RWD-64-598 SS2, 858 nucleotides. Its product is annotated as ER-to-golgi vesicle protein transport Sft2. The transcript has 6 exons. The coding region runs from base 87 to 719 and encodes 210 amino acids. Gene Ontology annotation, cellular component: membrane. The record is from RefSeq and is a predicted model, not a curated record. Lineage: Eukaryota; Fungi; Basidiomycota; Agaricomycetes; Boletales; Coniophoraceae. Gene Ontology annotation, biological process: vesicle-mediated transport.